Molecule: messenger RNA, 1018 nt
Organism: Cucurbitaria berberidis CBS 394.84
Lineage: Eukaryota; Fungi; Ascomycota; Dothideomycetes; Pleosporales; Cucurbitariaceae
Product: NAD(P)-binding protein
Exons: 2
Coding region: 1-987 (328 amino acids)
Cellular component (GO): cytoplasm
Molecular function (GO): oxidoreductase activity, acting on the CH-OH group of donors, NAD or NADP as acceptor
Source: RefSeq, a predicted model, not a curated record
AUGGCGGUACCUAUCACCUUUGACCAACCACCCAACACUGCGAAUCUCCAGGGUCGCUCUGUGCUGGUUACAGGAGCCGCUUCAGGUAUCGGCCUCGCAUGCGCAACCAAGAUAGCUGAAUCUGGUGCAUACGUCACCAUUUCCGACUUGCAAGAGCAGGCCGGGCACGAACUGGUCCAUGAUCUCUCGUCGAAGGGAUACAAAGUCCAGUUCGUAGUAUGCGACGUCACGUCAUACCAAGCUCAAGUCGAAAUGUUCCAGAAAGCAGUUGAGUUCGGCAAUGGCAAGAUCGACAUCGUCAUCCCCAGUGCUGGCAUCGUAGCUGAGAAGAAUCUGUUCGACAUGGUUCCAGAAGAAGCGCCAACCCUGCAUAGCCCAUCUCCUCCAGAACCAGGCUUCUCCGGCGCGAACGUGAACUUGCAUGCUGUGUACAACACUUGCUAUCUCGCGAUGCACUACUUCCGCCUCCGGCGAGAUGGAGCGGACACGUUCAAGCCCAACAUCGUGUUCGUCGCGUCUCUCGCCGGCUACGUCGGCUUUCCUUCUAGCAGCACGUAUAGCUUGUCAAAAUUCGGCAUUCGAGGACUCUUUUACGGGAUCCGAGAUCGCGCGAGUCGAAGUGUACCUCCUGUUCGCAUCAAUCUCGUUGCUCCUUGGUACGUCGAUACGGCUAUGACACGGAAGCCCGAGUUUGUUCAAAGUGAGGCUGGCUUCCUGCUUCAGGUUAUGGGCUGUGCACCCAUGGAGCGCGUCGUGGAUGCUGUCGUACGAUUCAGCGCCGAAGAAAGUCUGCAUGGAAGGGUUGCUGGUAUCUUUCCGCAUGUAAAUGAAGAUCUGGGAGAUGACAUUGUGGGUGGUUAUGGGGGGAUAGUGCUGCAGAAGCACAUGACUAUUGUAACGAAGGAAGUUGUGAAGUUCAUGGCGGAAGCGGAGAUGCGCGGUGAUUUCCUAAGCGUAUUCAGCCAGUAUAACUUGUUAAGAAUAUAGAAGUUAAUUAUCCUUUUAGGAGACAGCAACG